Messenger RNA from Daktulosphaira vitifoliae (grape phylloxera), 1312 nucleotides. Its product is annotated as ubiquitin carboxyl-terminal hydrolase 47-like. Gene Ontology annotation, cellular component: nucleus; cytosol. The transcript is spliced from 5 exons. Lineage: Eukaryota; Metazoa; Arthropoda; Insecta; Hemiptera; Phylloxeridae. The coding region runs from base 8 to 940 and encodes 310 amino acids. The record is from RefSeq and is a predicted model, not a curated record. Gene Ontology annotation, biological process: protein deubiquitination. Gene Ontology annotation, molecular function: cysteine-type deubiquitinase activity; cysteine-type endopeptidase activity.
UUGGACUAUGGUAUUCAACACUUUAAAAUCAAACCAAAGUGUUGAAAAAGUUGUGGGAACUCCUCCGCAAAAGUACCAAUUGCCAAAGAAACAAUUGUUUAGUCUACAACUAAUAACUAAAACUAAACAUGAUUCGCCAGUGUGCCGGGGUAUUAAAAAUCAAGGGGCCACUUGUUACUUAAAUGCUUUCGUCCAAGUCAUAUUACACACGCCUGAGUUUCGUAACGCGUUGUUGGAGCUGACAUUCCCUCAUGAUUCCGGCGACGACGUUUGGUUUAACGUCGCUUAUCAACUUAAGAGGCUUUUCGUAGAAAUACUUGGACCUGACACAUCGGUGGUUAAGACUAAGGACUUAACAAACAGUCUUGGUUGGACUCAGGAGGACACAGAUACCCAGCAAGACGUCCAAGAGUUUGGUCGAUACUUUUUGGGCAUCUUGGACGAGAAGUUGCAACUUACAUCGUCCGCUAACAUGAUUAGUAAUCUAUUCAGUGGCAUUCAGGUCGAAAUCCUUACUUGCAUAAUGUGCAAUAUAAGUAAAGAGCAGUAUUCCACAUUUUUUGAUAUUUCUCUGCCUAUUCGCUCUAUUGAUGGAAAGACAUAUGACUCGCUGGAAUAUGCAAUAGAACAAUAUUUAAGACCUGAAAUAUUAGAUGAACAUUUUUGUGACAUUUGUGGAAAAAAAUGCAAAUUCCUAAAAGGGCAACAAUUUAAAGAGCUCCCAUGUAUUUUAUGUUUUCAUCUAGGUAGGAUUACCUAUAACAUAAAUAGUCUAAAACCCGAAAAAAUAAAUGACAAAGUAUCUUUUCCAUUUUUCAUUUCAAUAGAUGUGGAUGGCUAUAAUUCCGUAUUUGAAUUAUACGGAGUGAUCAGCCACAAAGGAAAAGCCACUUUUGGACACUAUUACUCCUAUAUAAAAGAUUUCAAUUCGGGACAAUGAUUUUGAAUGUGAUGAUGAUAUUUUUACUCCCUUAGGUAUUUACAUUUUUUGGAAAAUACCACAAUUAUAAGACUAUAACUAUUACACAAGUAUCACCACAUAAAAUUGAAAGUACUUUCAGUAAAAAAUCAAGCACAUAUUUGAUCAUGUAUCGAUUUUUUGAUAGAAACAGAAAUCGAGAAGCUUACACACUCGAGAAUCUCCCAGCGCAUUUAAAGUAUUCAAACAAUAUUUUUACUUAUGCAUCCAUUUAAUUAUAUCCGUGUAGUUUGCCAUAGAAAACAGAGUUCAACAAAGUUAUUAGUUAUAUGUUUAAUUACCCAGAGAAGACCUAUGACUUCAGUGGUAUAAAUUAGGCAUGCAAUACAAAAU